AUGAACAAUUUAACAAAAAAACAUAAUGUGUUAAGAUCCGAUUGCAAGGAGUGGGGUGGUGAUGCAGGCAUUGUAGUGUUUAGAGCACAACAAGCCCAUGUGAGCCAUGGGGCUGCGGAGCGUGGUGGGGAUGUAGCAGAAUGUAGGGAAUAUAAUGGAUUGAGCAACGUUGAAUACCCUGCCAUAAAUUGCAGAAAACACAGUGCAGUUUUGACAGAAUUUGGUGGGGUUGGUGAUGGAAAAACAUCAAACACGAAGGUGUUUCGAUCUGCAAUAAGCAAACUAAGCCAAUAUGCUUCUGAUGGAGGUGCACAACUUAUUGUGCCACCUGGCAAAUGGCUAACGGGACCUUUCAAUCUUACAAGCCAUUUCACUCUCUUUCUCCAAAAGGGUGUUGUUCUUCUUGCUUCUCAGGAUGAAUCAGAAUGGCCCCAACUUCUUGUACUACCUUCUUAUGGAAGAGGAAGAGAUGCUCCUGGUGGAAGGUUUAGCAGUCUAAUUUUUGGGACUAACCUCGUUGAUGUUGUAAUAACUGGGCUUACCAUUCUUGCACCAGUGACCUCUCCCAACACAGAUGGAAUAGACCCAGAUUCAUGUACAAACACUAGGAUUGAAGACUGUUACAUUGUUUCUGGUGAUGAUUGCAUUGCAGUAAAAAGUGGGUGGGAUGAGUAUGGAAUUAGAUUUGGAAAGCCAACCCAACACUUAAUCAUUAGAAGGGUGACUUGUAUAUCCCCAGAUAGUGCCAUGGUUGCAUUAGGAAGUGAAAUGUCUGGUGGAAUUGAAUGA
This is a messenger RNA of Sphenostylis stenocarpa, 789 nucleotides long. Lineage: Eukaryota; Viridiplantae; Streptophyta; Magnoliopsida; Fabales; Fabaceae. The record is from the annotation of a GenBank genome assembly.